GGCGAUCUCGCAGAUGGUGCUUUUGCCGUUCUAGGGGCGUCUUCUCGUGUCCUCGCAAAGUCUGGAGGCUCUCUGCCUGCAGCCGAGGGCCGGAGCGGGGCCAGGAAAGGGGGCACUGGGCCGUGCAGAGGCAAAGGGUCUGCGGAACGAGGUCCCUGCAGCCCGCGCCGAGGCAGGAGGUCGGAACCCCCAGCGAGGGGCCGGGCCGGAGAAGCCCUCGCGGGCGUCUUGGGGGACUGUCGGGCGCUGACGGCGAGGCUAUUGGGGAGGUUCGGGGCAUUCCACCCUGGCCAUGGGCGGCGUGGGGACCCGCAGGUCCCCUCGGGGCUCCGAGCAUUUGACUUGGGCAUUUUCCGGGUUUCCCAUCGCCACGUAGCCUCGAAGCCAGCAGGACUGAAAAAAGGCUGCAGUCCAAUGUUCUCUUCCUUCUGAGGAGAGGGGCUGAGCCCGUCCGCCGGAGGGGACUCGAGAGGGCUGCCCCGGGGGUGGCCAAAAGCAGAGGUUGAAGAGGGCGGCGGGAGCGGAGAGCGCCCUCCUUGACCAUCAAAUGCCUCUUGUGUUUCUCUCUCUGCUGAGUGGGCUUGGACGCGCUGACCACGCGGGAGGAGGGACGGACGACGCUCGGCGGGCUCUGACCGUGCCGCCUUCAUGUGGCUGCUGACGGGGACCCCGGAGGGAACGGGCAUGGGGCGAAGCCUCGCCCUCUCCGCUCCCCGCCUCCCGGGCGCCGGGGCUGGCGAUGUGGAGACGUGAGGGGACCCGCGGCUGCUCCGGCUUCUCCAGGUCUCCACCAGGCACCCGCGUGUUCCUUCGCGCCCGAGGCAGGAGAGAGUGGCGCGGAGGUCCGAGGCGGGCGCACGGGCGGGCUAAGACGGAGCUGGAGCUCCAGCCUCGCCAUGGGGCAUAACGGCAGCUGGAUCUCCCGAAACGCCAGCGAGCCGCGCAACGCGUCGGGCGCCGGGGCGGAGGGCGCCAACCGCAGCGCGCUCGGGGAGUUCGGCGAGGCGCAGCUGUACCGUCAGUUCACCACCACCGUGCAGGUCGUCAUCUUCAUAGGCUCGCUGCUCGGAAACUUCAUGGUGUUAUGGUCGACUUGCCGCACAACCGUGUUCAAAUCUGUUACCAACAGGUUCAUUAAAAACCUGGCCUGCUCGGGGAUUUGUGCCAGCCUGGUCUGCGUGCCCUUCGACAUCAUCCUCAGCACCAGUCCUCACUGUUGCUGGUGGAUCUACACCAUGCUCUUCUGCAAGGUCGUUAAGUUUUUGCACAAAGUCUUCUGCUCUGUGACUAUCCUCAGCUUCCCUGCCAUUGCCUUGGACAGGUACUACUCAGUCCUCUAUCCGCUGGAGAGAAAAAUAUCUGAUGCAAAGUCCCGAGAACUAGUGAUAUACAUCUGGGCCCAUGCCGUGGUGGCCAGCGUCCCUGUGUUUGCGGUGACCAACGUGGCUGACAUCUAUGCCAUGUCCACCUGCACGGAAGUCUGGAGCAACUCGUUGGGCCACCUGGUGUACGUUCUGGUCUACAACGUCACCACGGUCAUCGUGCCUGUGGCUGUGGUAUUCCUCUUCUUGAUACUGAUCCGCCGGGCCCUGAGUGCCAGCCAGAAGAAGAAGGUCAUCAUAGCAGCGCUGCGGACCCCGCAGAACACCAUCUCUAUCCCCUAUGCCUCCCAGCGGGAGGCCGAGCUGCACGCCACCCUGCUGUCCAUGGUGAUGGUCUUCAUCUUGUGCAGCGUGCCCUAUGCCACACUGGUCGUCUACCAGACUGUGCUCAAUGUCCCCGACACUUCUGUCUUCUUGCUGCUCACGGCCAUUUGGCUGCCCAAAGUCUCUCUGCUGGCGAACCCUGUGCUCUUUCUUACCGUGAACAAAUCGAUCCGCAAGUGCUUGGUAGGGACCUUGGUACAACUGCACCACCGCUACAGUCGCCGGAAUGUGGUGGGCACAGGGAGCGGGAUGGCCGAUGCCAGCCUGGAGCCCAGCAUGCGCUCAGGCAGCCAGCUCCUGGAGAUGUUCCACAUUGGGCAGCAGCAGAUCUUUAAGCCCACCGAUGACGAGGAAGAGAGUGAAGCCAAGUAUGCCGGCUCAGCUGACCUCCAGGCCAGAGAGCUACUUCCCACCUGCCUGGAGGCAGAGCAGGGGCCGCGGUUUGCUACCCCCGCACCACCCCCGGGCACGGUGGACUCUAUAUCCCAGGUGGCACCAGCAGUCCCCGUGGAACCUGAGACAUUCCCUGACAGGUAUUCCCUGCAAUUCGGCUUUGGGCCAUUUGAGUUGCCUCCCCAGUGGCUCUCGGAGACCCGAAAUAGCAAGAAGAGGCUGCUUCCCCCCUUGGGCAACACCCCAGAAGAGCUGAUCCAGCCAAAGAUGCCCAAGGUAGGCAGGGUGGAGCGGAAGAUGAGCAGAAACAAUAAAGUGAGCAUCUUCCCAAAGGUGGAUUCCUAGCAGGUCUUGUAAAUCCCUGGAAGCAACAGACCUUCCACAUUCCUGCUCUCCCUUCACCGGGCCUAUGAUUUGUCUGAUCUCCUUGCAACCCAGUAUGCGUUGAUUCCUCCUCUAUGGGCCAGAUGCUUUUGAA
Molecule: messenger RNA, 2577 nt
Organism: Eubalaena glacialis (North Atlantic right whale)
Lineage: Eukaryota; Metazoa; Chordata; Mammalia; Artiodactyla; Balaenidae
Gene: GPR176
Product: G protein-coupled receptor 176
Exons: 3
Coding region: 897-2444 (515 amino acids)
Biological process (GO): G protein-coupled receptor signaling pathway
Cellular component (GO): plasma membrane
Molecular function (GO): G protein-coupled receptor activity
Source: RefSeq, a predicted model, not a curated record